AUGAACCAACUUUACUAUCCGGGAUACUGGUUACUCGGCUGUAUCAUACAAACGGAUUCAGCAGACUUCGAAUCUUGUCUCUCAUUCUCCAACCAUGAUCUCGACAUCUCAGAGUCUGGAAACAAGCCCUUCACUGACUACAGCCGUUGGAGGUUGCUCGUAAAUGACAGCGGAAGGCACACAUGGCACUACCUCCAAACAGACGAGGAAUGCGAGAAGUGGCCUCAGAAUGAUGUAGACAAGUACUGGAUUGGUAUUCCACUCAAUUUGCCCGACCUUCCUAAGCCCAAGGAUGCGCUGGAUGCAGCCCGCAAUGGAUAUACAUUCUACAAGCACCUUCAGUCUCAUGAUGGACAUUGGCCGGGCGAGUACGGUGGCCCCAUGUUCCUUCUCCCCGGCCUUGUUAUUGGGUCAUACGUGUCUGGCAUGAGCUUCAAGGAGGAGGAGCGUCUGGAGAUGAUUCGCUAUCUUCUGAACCAUGUCAACCCGGAAGACGGUGGUUGGGGAAUACACAUUGAAGGACACUCGACCGUUUUUGGGACAGCGUUAAACUAUACCGCUCUCCGGAUUCUCGGUGUGCAGAAAGACCAUCCAGCUGCUGUAAGAGCCCGUGAGACAUUGCACAAACUUGGAGGAGCCACUGGUGCUCCCGCAUGGGGCAAGUUCUGGCUCGCAAUCUUGAAUGUGUAUGAUUGGGCUGGUGUGAACCCAGUCCCUGCGGAGCUUUGGCUCCUCCCUGAUUGGCUGCCUUUCCAUCCUCAUCGCUGGUGGAUACAUACCCGGACUGUCUAUGUGCCAAUGAGCUAUCUCUACGGCAUCCGAUUUAAAAUGCAGGAAAAUGAUUUGAUUCGAGCCCUCCGAGAUGAACUAUACCCAACUAACUAUUAUCAGAUCCACUGGCCCUCGCAACGUAAUAACGUGUGUGCAGCAGACUUGUAUUCCCCUCAUACCACUGUCCUGGACGUUAUGAACUCUGUUCUUUCAAUGUACGAGGGCUGCGUUAUCCCUCCCCUCCGCAGGGCAGCUCUCGCACGUGCAUACCACCUUAUCGUUCUCGAGGACGAGAACACCGAAUACCAGACCCUUGGGCCUGUCUCCAAAAUGAUGAACCUCAUCUGCCGUGCUCAUGUCGAAGGCCCCAACAGUGAAGCGUACAAGCAGCACGCUAUUAAACGCGCAGACUUUAUGUGGCUUGGCCAGGAAGGCAUGAUGAUGUGUGGGACGAAUGGGAGCCAGCUAUGGGAUAUUGGCUUCAUCACGCAGGCGCUCGUUGAGACCGGCCUUGCGAAGGAGGAGGUGAAUAAGGAGAGUUUGUCGAAGGCGCUUGGAUGGUUGGACGUUUGCCAGAUCAGAGAGAACCCGAAGCACUACGAGACAUCUUACCGUCACACCACCAAGGGAGCUUGGCCAUUUAGCACCAAAGAGCAGGGGUACACGGUCAGCGAUUGUACCGGCGAGGGGCUGAAAGCGGUCUUGUAUUUACAAAACCAAGUCGAAGGCUCGGAGAAAAUCAUCUCAGACGAACGACUUUUUGAUGCUGUAGACGUCAUGUUAACUAUGCAGAACUCGAAUGGCGGUUUUGCCAGUUAUGAGUUGGUCAGGGGUCCCAAGUGGCUGGAAUGGCUGAACCCUGCAGAGGUUUUUGGUGACAUCAUGAUCGAGUUCUGUUAUCCAGAGUGCACAACCUCCGUGAUUACGUCGCUGUCUAUCUUUAGGAAACAUUAUCCUGACUACCGGCCUGCUGACAUUGAAAAAACUAUCAAAGGUGCGAUCAAGUUCUUACACAAGGCGCAAAAAGCCGAUGGCGGCUGGGUUGGCUCCUGGGGAAUCUGCUUCACAUAUGCAACGCAGUUUGCUCUUGAGAGUCUUUCGCUAGUUGGAGAGAAUUAUUCAAACAGCUCCCACGCACAACGGGCGUGUAGGUUCCUUCUCUCAUGGCAAAGAGAAGAUGGUGGUUGGGGCGAAAGUUACAAAUCCUGUGAACAGGGUACCUGGAUACAGCACGAGAACUCUCAGGUCGUACAGACCUGUUGGGCGACCAUGGCCCUCAUGUACGCGAAAUAUCCCGAUCCCGAGCCUAUUCGAAAGGCUGUCAAGUUGGUCAUCGAUAGGCAAUUACCCGAUGGAUCAUGGCCACAGGAGGCGAUUGAAGGAGUGUUUAACAAGAAUUGCACUAUAUCAUACCCGAACUUCAAAUUUUCAUUCCCCAUUUGGAUGCUUGGAAGAGCGUAUCACUAUCUGAAUGAGCUGGAGGAGCAAGCCGGGCAGACUCCUACGAUGUGA
Messenger RNA from Suillus plorans, 2283 nucleotides. Its product is annotated as terpenoid cyclases/protein prenyltransferase alpha-alpha toroid. The transcript is spliced from 12 exons. The coding region runs from base 1 to 2283 and encodes 760 amino acids. Gene Ontology annotation, biological process: ergosterol biosynthetic process; triterpenoid biosynthetic process. The record is from RefSeq and is a predicted model, not a curated record. Gene Ontology annotation, cellular component: lipid droplet. Gene Ontology annotation, molecular function: lanosterol synthase activity. Lineage: Eukaryota; Fungi; Basidiomycota; Agaricomycetes; Boletales; Suillaceae.